AUGUCCUCCCGGGCGCUGCUGCUGCUGCUGCUGCUGCUGCUGCUGCUCUUCCUCGGGGCCGCCGCUGCGCGCCCCGCGCCCCCCAGGGCCCGACGACACUCGGACGGGACGUUCACCAGCGAGCUCAGCCGCCUACGGGAAAGCGCGCGGCUGCAGCGGCUGCUCAAGGGCCUGGUGGGCAAGCGCAGCGAGCAGGACAGAGAAAACAGCACAGCCGGGUCCAAGCCCAUAGAGGGCCAUUUCUGCCUGCUGUGGUCCCGAGCGCCCGCUCUGCUGCCCUGGACGCCCCUGAGAGCCCCCCUGUAUCGGACCUGGUCUCCCUGGCUGCUCCCUGGGCCCAGGUCUGGGGUUAUGAUUUCAGAACCAGCAGCUGCCACUGCUAAAGGAACCCUGCGGCCCUGAUAAGGCCCUGAGGGGGAAGGAUCCUC
Messenger RNA from Otolemur garnettii (small-eared galago), 428 nucleotides. It is a transcript of the gene SCT, whose product is annotated as secretin. The record is from RefSeq and is a predicted model, not a curated record. NCBI's taxonomy places the organism in Eukaryota, Metazoa, Chordata, Mammalia, Primates, Galagidae. Bases 1 to 402 code for a protein of 133 amino acids. The transcript has 4 exons. Gene Ontology annotation, molecular function: hormone activity. Gene Ontology annotation, biological process: negative regulation of gastrin-induced gastric acid secretion; positive regulation of somatostatin secretion; positive regulation of pancreatic juice secretion. Gene Ontology annotation, cellular component: extracellular region.